UUAGCCUUGGUGAUUUCAAUUUUUUUGAUACGGUCAAAGCUGAGAAAGAAAAUUCAGGCUCCAACUCAGAACUUGCUUCCCAUGGCGACAUUUGAAAGGGUGUCCUUCCAUGAACUUAGACAAAUAACAAAUGGAUUCAGCGAGAGUAACUUACUUGGCUCGGGGAGCUUUGGUUCAGUUUACAAGGGAAUUUGUGAAAAUGGGAUGGUUUGGGCCAUAAAGGUAUUCGAUUUGCAGCUAGAAGGUGCAUUUAAAAGCUUUGAUAGAGAAUGUGAAGUCUUAAGCUGCCUUCGUCAUCGAAAUUUAACUAGGGUAAUUACAGCUUGCUCUAGCCUUGACUUUAAGGCUUUGGUGCUCGAAUACAUGCCCAAUGGAAGCCUUCAGAAAUGGCUUCAUGUAAACCAUCAUGUCCUAAGUAUCAUGCAAAGGUUGGAUAUCACGAUAGAUGUGGCUUCUGGUUUGGAAUAUCUCCACUAUGGUUAUUCAACUCCUAUAGUUCAUUGUGAUUUGAAACCUAGCAAUAUUCUUCUAGGUCAAGACAUGGUUGGGCAUGUUUGCGAUUUUGGAAUUGCAAAGUUGUUAGGAGAUGGAGAAUCUGUGGUACAAACAAAGACUCUUGCUACAUUUGGAUAUAUUGCCCCAGAGUAUGGACUGGAAGGAUUGGUUUCAACAAGUUGUGAUGUCUACAGCUUUGGAAUUACAUUGAUGGAGACAUUUACCCAAAGAAAGCCUAAGGAUGAGAUGUUCACAGAAGAGUUAAGCCUCAGGCGUUGGGUACAAGAUUGCUUACCAGAUUCUGUGAUUCAAGUUAUAGACAGACUUACUUCAUCCUGAAAAUGAACUGGUACAAAAGAAGAUUAACUGCAUAUCAUCUAUCUUGCAACUUGGUUUAAGUUGUACAACAGAUGCUCCUGAGGAGAGAAUAAACAUGAAAGAAGUUCUAAGAGCGCUGCAGAAGAUCAAACUCCAGUUUAUCAAAGACAUCACGCCUUGAAGCAGAGCCCUGAGGUGCAAAUGUAUUUGAGGAAUUUUUUGUCCUGAUUUGGUGCACCACCGAAAUGCUUAAAGUUCAAGGAAGGAAUGAGAUAUGUUAAUGUAUUACCAAUAAAUUGUUUACAGAUAUAAAGACCUCAAGUUCAUGAUCCCAGUUUAUAU
This is a messenger RNA of Coffea arabica (coffee), 1155 nucleotides long. Lineage: Eukaryota; Viridiplantae; Streptophyta; Magnoliopsida; Gentianales; Rubiaceae. The record is from RefSeq and is a predicted model, not a curated record.